GUCAAGGUGAUGUAGAAGUAGUGGCAGCAGUAGCAGCGGGCAGCAGUCAACUUUUGGCCAAAUAAACCGGUUGGUUGUCUUGUGUCAUUUUUCUUUCCCUCCAACUACAUGCCGAUCUACCUUUUUGAUUUCUUUUCUUGUUCCAGCACCAUUAAAAGAUAGACAGAUACUACACUAUAAUACCCCCAAGCUUGCGUGCCCUGUCUCUCACUCAGCAUGAGUUCUGAUCCCUUGUAUCUCGGGUUCGACCUGUCGACCCAACAGCUCAAAGCCAUUGUUGUGCAGUCCGACUUGACCGUCGUCUCCGAGGCCAAGGUCGACUUCGAUGCCGAUUUCGGCAAGCAGUAUGGCCUGCACAAGGGCGUCUUGACCAACGAGGCCGAGGGCGAAGUCUACGCCCCCGUCGCCAUGUUCCUCGAGGCCAUCGACCUCGUCCUUGACCGCCUCAAGGCCAAGACGCCGCUGGACCGCAUCAGGGGCAUCAGCGGCUCGUGCCAGCAGCACGGCAGCACCUACUGGGCCAAGGAUGCCGAGACGCUGCUGGGCGGACUGCGGGCGGACAAGCCGCUUGUCGACCAGCUCAAGCAGGCCUUCUCGCACCCCUACGCUCCCAACUGGCAGGACCACAGCACGCAGGCGCAGUGCGACGAGUUCGACGCCCACUUUGAGACGGCCCAGCGCCUGGCCGAGGUCACCGGCAGCGCCGCCCAUCACCGCUUCACCGGCACGCAGAUCAUGCGCCUCCGCCAGAAGCUCCCCGAGAUGUACGCCGCCACCUCCCGCAUCUCCCUCGUCUCGUCCUUCCUCGGCUCCGUGCUCCUCGGCUCCGUCGCCCCCAUCGACAUCAGCGACGUCUGCGGCAUGAACCUCUGGGACAUUCCCGCCGGCACCUGGAGUGAGCCCCUCCUCGAGCUCACCGCCGGCGACAAGUCCAAGGUGGCCGACCUACGAGCCAAGCUGGGCGAGCCGCGCCACGACGGCGGCGGCUCCAUGGGCCCCAUCUCCCGGUACUUUGUCGAGCGCUACGGCUUCAGUGAGGACUGCCAGAUUGCACCCUUCACCGGCGACAACCCGGCUACGAUCCUCGCGCUGCCAUUGCGUCCCAUGGAUGCCAUCGUCUCGCUCGGCACCUCGUCGACCUUCCUCAUGGUCACCCCCGUCUACAAGCCCGAUGCCGCCUACCACUUCUUCAACCACCCCUGCACCCCGGGGCAGUACAUGUUCAUGUUGUGCUACAAGAACGGCGGCCUCGCGCGCGAGCGCGUCCGCGACGCCCUCCCCAAGCCCGAGGCGGGCGGCGACCCGUGGGCCAACUUCAACAAGGCCGUCCUCGACACCCCGCCGCUCGACGUGCGCUCCGAGUCCGACAAGGCGAAGCUGGGCCUCUACUUUGACCUGCCUGAGAUCGUGCCCAACAUCAAGGCCGGCACGUGGCGGUACACGGCGAACCAGGACGGUAGCGACCUCGCCGAGGCGCCCAAGGCAGCGGCGGCGUGGGACGCGAAGACGGACGCGCGCGUCAUUGUCGAGUCACAGGCCCUCUCGAUGCGCCUGCGCAGCCAGAACCUCGUGCACAGCCCCCGCGACGGGUUGCCCGCGCAGCCGCGCCGGAUCUACCUCGUGGGCGGCGGGUCGCUCAACCCGGCGAUCGCGCGGGUCAUGGGCGAUGUGCUGGGCGGCGUCGACGGGGUGUACAAGCUCGACGUUGGCGGCAACGCGUGCGCGCUGGGCGGCGCGUACAAGGCCGUGUGGGCGCUCGAGCGGGCCGAGGGCGAGAGCUUCGACGAGCUUAUCGGGAAGCGGUGGAAGGAGGAGGGGGCGAUCCAGAAGGUCGACGACGGGUUCAAGGACGGCGUGUUCCAGAAGUAUCAGCCCAUCGUCGGGGCGUUUGAGGAGAUGGAGAAGACGAUCUUGAAGGUUGCCCACAACUGAGUGAGGGAACGCAAGGCUGGAAACUGAACGAUGCCAGGUGGUGUCUAUGGAAGCUGCUUGGUAUUGGUGCAUAUCGAGGGGCGAUAGACAUGGAUUAGUGAGGUCAUUCCGAUUUUUAGCCAGCCAUGUCGCAUCAAAUUCAUCACUAAAGCAAGCACCAUCACAUUUAGAAUCAUCACUAGAACCGUCAAGUAUGAAUAAUGCGUGUCCU
Messenger RNA from Colletotrichum destructivum, 2143 nucleotides. Its product is annotated as Putative carbohydrate kinase, FGGY, D-xylulose kinase, ATPase, nucleotide binding protein. The coding region runs from base 217 to 1932 and encodes 571 amino acids. The transcript has 3 exons. The record is from RefSeq and is a predicted model, not a curated record. Gene Ontology annotation, molecular function: D-xylulokinase activity. Gene Ontology annotation, biological process: xylulose metabolic process; phosphorylation; D-xylose metabolic process. NCBI's taxonomy places the organism in Eukaryota, Fungi, Ascomycota, Sordariomycetes, Glomerellales, Glomerellaceae. Gene Ontology annotation, cellular component: cytosol.